Messenger RNA from Frankliniella occidentalis (western flower thrips), 1235 nucleotides. RefSeq lists its product as uncharacterized. The record is from RefSeq and is a predicted model, not a curated record. The coding region runs from base 453 to 1235 and encodes 260 amino acids. Lineage: Eukaryota; Metazoa; Arthropoda; Insecta; Thysanoptera; Thripidae. The transcript is spliced from 6 exons.
UUCAUAAAGCGACAGUAAAAAUACCGUGUGCUCAGAAAUUGCAGUCAAACUAAAUAAGAGCUACCCCGAACGAAAUUUUUGUCGCUAGUCAGAACUGAUAAGAACGGUCCGUCAAUUUCUCAUACAUACUUCUUUCUAGUCAUUUUCAAAAUAUAGUUCGCGGCGGUUUGUGAUAUUUGUUUUUGUCGUUUUUCGUGGUUUCAUUAUUAUUUUGAUCACUGUAAAGUGGUGUUGAAUUUUAAAAACAGUAAGUGAGAUGGUCUGUAGUGGAAAAGUGAUCAUUUCGUUCGUACAACACCACAUCGGCGACUGUUGAUUCUCCGCCAAGAGGUUAUGUACUCUACUAGUUUCCACAUCAUGACGACAAUGCUUGUACUUCGCCCACUAUCUGAACCGGCAGGGAUGGAUCGUGUUUUGUGUAAUUACAUAACAUCUGAGUGUAGCGAACGGAGAUGGAGGGGCCGCUGCGAGGGCCGCCGGGCCUGGAUCCGCAAGGACCGGGCCCGCGCGACCCCGGCCGGGACCACCCGCAGCACAGCACACCGCAGCGGACACCAUCGCAUCAGGUCGACGUCUGCGUACAGGCCGACCUCCGCGGCGCCGAGCCGCUCUCGUACGAGUCGGAGGAUGAGGGGAUGGGCCGGCGCACGGGGUCGGGCACGGGCUGCUCGGGCGGCGGCGGCGGCGGCGCCCGGCGCUCGCGGCGCCCUCUGCACGGCGGCGGCGCGCACUACAGCAAGCAGGACAUCCGCGAGCAGUACUGCAUCACGGACAAGCAGCUCAUCGGGCUCGAGCGCCGCGGCAACCAGGGCAUCUUCGGCUGUCUUUCCUACGAGAACUCGCCAUGCGGCUCGUCGCGGUCCUCGCUGCUGUCGGUGUGCAUGCGGCGCAAGGUGCCCAGCGACGAGAACCUGCACGAGGCGGCGCCGCUGCCGCGCUGGUCGCGCUACGCGAGCGCCGCCGCCCGCGAGGACCUGGCCGCCCCCGGGACGCUGCGCCGCCGGCCCCGCUCCGUGUGCGCCGCGCCCCAGGGGGGCCCGCCGGGGGGCCCCGACCCCAAGCGCUACACCUGGACGGCCGAGGACGAGGACGCCACGCCCCGCAUGGUAAGUGCGCCUCGCUAUUCCCUGCCUUGCCUCGCGCUGUCGCCGGGGACCUCCGUUUUGUCCCCGAACCUCCCCCUAGCAGCAGCAGCAUCAGCACAGCAGAGGGACCUCUCGAGGGACGAGCUCUGA